Molecule: messenger RNA, 1788 nt
Organism: Owenia fusiformis
Lineage: Eukaryota; Metazoa; Annelida; Polychaeta; Sabellida; Oweniidae
Source: the annotation of a GenBank genome assembly
AUGGGAGUUGCAUCUCACUAUUACUUGCCACAUCAACAGUGCUAGUCACUAUAGAAGAGGAUACAAGGAGCAACUAUGGGAAAAUAUUUUUUGAUCUUUAUUUUUACUGUAAUCUUAGUUGCUGUGUCUGGUCAAUUUGCUGAAAGGGUUGUCGACAAUGCAUUGGAAAAGCUGCGUAAAUUUGAUGACAAUCCUGAUGAACUCGACCUUUUGAAAAAUAUUGCAAAAGUAGAAUCCUGCUAUGGAACAGAUCCAACAUAUAAUGCAAGUAGAGGGGGAAUAUGGCAGUUGGAUGGGAUAUGUUAUAAUGAUACACGGGAUAUUCAGUCACAUCCCAAUCUUACAAGCCAUCACAAUAGGAUUUUGGAGCUUUAUGGGGUCAAGUGGAUGGAGGUUACAUAUGAACAACUCAACGAAUCAUUCUACUCUCUUUUGGCUGCAAGACUAUAUCUACUAAACAUUGGAGGGGACCUUCCAAAGGCAAGAGACCUCGAGAAACAGGCGGAUUAUUGGAAAGCACACUAUAAUAAGAAUCCAUAUUUGGACAAAGAAUAUUUCCUUCGACGAGUGAAGAAAGGUGCGUGUGCACGAGGCCCUCAACCUCCUCAACCUCAAGUUCUCCCCCAACCUCGCCCUCCAUCUGGCCUUAGAGACGAAAGAACUACUACCGACAGUGCAUUUGAGUGGCCUGAAGAUAUGUUUACAGAAGAGACUACGGAGGAUCCAUCUACGGAUCCGGAGGAUCAAACUACGGAGGAUCCAGAAGAUGACAAUAAGGUUCCGAACAGACUAUUGGAAAAGCUAAGUACAUUUAUUGACAAUCCUGAUAUACUCGACCUUUUGAAGAAUAGCGUUGGAAUACUUCAGUUUGGUAGAGAGAUUUUUGACCUUACACUGGAUAAUCUGUUGAGUGAACUUCACAAAAAGAUUACGGAGCAUUUUAGGAUCGACUGGAUGAAGGUUACACCUAAACAACUGAAAAAUAACCGAUUCAAAGCUAUUUUGAGUGCAUUACUAUAUAUACUGGGUAUUAAUAAAAAGCCGAUUCCCAAAGCAGGAGACCACGAGGGACAGGCGAAAUUUUUGGAAACAGUCAAAGAUACAGAACAGAAGAGUACUACCAUUGAGAAACAGACAGGUGGGGAAGAUAAAGACACAACUAAGGGAAUUACAGAUACAUCUUCCGGGGACCCCUUUCUUGUGAAGCAAAUCAACCUACAUGGUGAUAAGGUUUGCUAUUUCCUGGUAGGAGAACCAGGGAAUUUUGUUCGCUUGUUCCAUUCUCCAAAAUUUGGUUUGACGGUUAACGUUGGAUUCCAAGAGCACAGUUGGUUAGAUAAAGCUGCAGUUGUUACUAGAGAUGCUAUAGUUCAGAUCACAUUGAAUGCAAUCACGGUAAACAAUGAUGUUUAUGAUUGGUCCGAACGGCAACUGGAAACAACCGGGUUGACUAUUGAGAUUUCAAAGGAACGUGUCUUACUUCAGCACAAUAAGGACGUGGGUGUCAGUGUAGUUAAAAGUGGCGAAGGGUUGAAUUUUAAAUUUGAUCAUGAUAUCGAUCUGAUUACUGAUGGGGUAUUUGGACGACUUGGUCACAAAAUCGUAAGUCUAGAGAGGCAAAAUACAUGCGCAGUUUGUGCCCUCAUCACACUCGAUGAUGGAAGAAAGAUACAUUCUAGACUUAUUACUGGAGAAAGACAGGAAGUGUGUUGGCAUCUAGACCAGAAUUUUUUUACAAAGCCUGAACUUUCAUCUUUUAAGAUUAAGUGUUUGUUAUGCAAGGAUUGA